CACUUCGGUUAACUAGCUCUUUGUUCGUUAGUAUGCGAAUUGAUAAGAAAUGAUGAUGUAUCAUUUUACAAUCGUUAAUUGUCGUUAAAGAUCCUCUCUCUCUGGCCUUAGUAGGCGUUUUGCCACUCGUUAAAGAUCGUUUGUUUAAAAUACUCCUCGUCAGCUUUACGUGCUUUACCGCCACUUCCACGAGCCAUUUCGCUCCGAGAUACUCAAGUUUGUGGUUCACCAUUUUCUCUGUGACCGAAGCUUUCAGAAUAAUCAAUUCGAUAACGUGUUGGAAGUUUCCGAGAUCACCAAUUAAACAAGAUAUUCUUCAUGAUGCAAGAACAGAGUUUCUAUGUGACUGAAUUCAAUUAUCUCAACAAAGCUAGUUUCAAAAUAAACGAUUUAUUUUGCUCUAACUGCAAAGAAUUGUUCAAAAACAAAAUCUACACGCCCUGUUACGAUGGCAGCCACGAUGGCGACGAUGCUAAUCUGUGUGAGCAAUGCUAUGCAACCCAAGACCUAAAGCAUAUUACAUGGCUGCAAGUCCACUCAUAAACCAUUUAAGCAAUGCACAGUUCCCAUGUUUGCUUGAACAAUGUGCAUUCAAGGGCACAUAUGGUGAAUUUCAUGAUCAUAUCAAGGAGUGCCUACAUGGACCAAGUGUAGUAUGCCCAUUUGAAGGGCAAAUAUGCAAUCUUGUGGAAUUUACAGAGCAUUUAAAACUUCAUGGUGAUUUACAAGAAAUUACCUUGGAAACACUCAGUAUUCCAAUUGAAUUAACCCAUUUGAACAAAGGAACAGUUAUAAUUGUUGCCCAUUAUAAAACAAACACUUUUAUUGUGAUUAUUAAACCAAUGGAUGAUACUGUAUCAAUCAAAGUGAUGAAACAUUUUAAUGCUUAUGAUCCUGCAGUGAUGAAUUAUAAAAUAAUCCAUCAAGAUGCCAGAAAGCAAACACUGUUCAAUGAUGGAAUGGUAAUACCUAUGUCAUCUAUUUUUGAUGAUAAGGCAAUUGAUCAAGGAUUAUUACUCGAAUCAUCAUUUUUUAGUUCAGAUUCAAAAAUAACUUUGUAUCUAACUGACUAUGAAUUAAUCAAAAUUGAUUUGAAUACUUGUCCAGUUUGUUUGAAACAUUUACUGGGUGAAAUCAAGCUUUGUCAAAGUGAUCAUGCAAUAUGUUACUCUUGUGCAUCAAAACUACAAACAUGUCCAGUUUGUCGUUGCGAGAUUGUUAAACAGAAACUAAAUUUAAAUCAUGUACUGCCAACUUAUGAUUUACCAUGUGAGAAUUUUGAUGACGGCUGCAUGACGUUCAUGAAAAUAAGGGAAAGGAAACAGCACAAUGAGAUGUGCCAAUUUCGAACUGGUAAAUGCACGUUUUGUUCAUCGCCAUAUAAAAUUCAAAACUUUUUAGAUCACUUACUCGAACAUGAUAACUUUUGUAAAAACUUUGAGACGCAUAUCUUGUCGAUUACCACUGGUACUAUCAUACCCACUUGUAUUUAUAUUGUGUACAGAUCGAAUGUGUUCUUUGUAUCAUCAUCAUAUACUUCACCGACGUUGCAGUUCAGUGUUAAACAAGUAAAGGUCAGUGAAUAUGCUGCCUCUAAAUAUAGGUACGAAAUUAUUCUUUUCGUCGGAAAAGAAAGCGACAAAGUUGUUGCUAAAGUUGGUAAUAUUUGUAAUUAUGACUCUUUGAUAAAUAUUUCUCAAUUAGCUAAGUUUUUAUAAAUUAAUGUUACCGGAGCUUUUAAAGUCAAGUGCCAAUUUAAUAUUUUCUAUAAUUAUUAACAUCUUGCAAAGUAUUGUUUCUAUUCAGUUAUUUAAGUUUAUAUUCUAAACUAGAGUAUUAUAUACACUUAUAUUAUGUAAACUAGCGUUAGUACUACUUACUUUUUUGUCUGCUGGAGGAACGGUAAUUCAUCACUCACUUUUAUAAUUGUUAUUAAUUAAGUUUAAGAUAAUUUUCUACUUGUGUUUACUAUAAUGUUAGUUUUGUGUAGGUUAUGAAUAAAAAUAACAACAUAUUCUAUGAAAUAA
Messenger RNA from Dalotia coriaria, 2027 nucleotides. RefSeq lists its product as uncharacterized. Gene Ontology annotation, molecular function: ubiquitin protein ligase activity. The record is from RefSeq and is a predicted model, not a curated record. The transcript has 2 exons. Bases 489 to 1718 code for a protein of 409 amino acids. Gene Ontology annotation, cellular component: cytoplasm. NCBI's taxonomy places the organism in Eukaryota, Metazoa, Arthropoda, Insecta, Coleoptera, Staphylinidae.